AUGGCUAUCCCGCUGACGUCAUACGAAACAGCCCUAUGCGUGGUCCCUCCAUCGCAGGGAGCUGGAGAUAUCGACCGUCUCCGGGCAUUAUACGACAAAGCACAUGGAAGAUGGCCACCACAUGCCAACCUGAUCUACCCAUUUGUGGUGCCAGAGAUGCUUCCCCAGGCAUCAACCAUCGUGCAGUCUACCUUAAUCGCCCGGAAGGAAGUUGACCCCAUCCGUCUUCGUUUGGACACGUCGGACUUCUUCUGUCACAGACGCAGCAGUACAGUGUAUCUCACCGAUGGUGGCAGUAAAGGGCUGAACGCCUUGAUGCAGCUGCAACGAGACAUUAUCGAGGCUUUCAGUGGUCAGCCACAGACUCCUGGACGACUGCAUCUCACAAUCGGUCAGAGCGACGCAGACGAUUUUGCUCAGAGACAGUUCCUCCUGGAGAAAGUUCGCUUGAUUCCUGUCGUUGAGUGGGAGGUGGGAGAACUGGUGAUACUAAUUCGUGAUCGAUCGCAGGGACAGGACACUGCUUCUAGUCCCAUGGUGGUCUGGGGAACUAUUUCACUCUCGGGAGAGCUUACGGUGGCCAGAAGCGUUCGUUUCAGAGACGAGGGGGAGCUCGUAUCAAGUACUCCGUCAUCGUCUCCCCGGGUAGAAACUACAUUCCAGUUCUCACCAGCUGAGGACGACACAGGUGAGGGACAGUGGAAAGCACUUCCAGAGUGCGCUCCGCAGCUCCAAGGCGGCCAGCAGAUCGAAUCCCCGGUGACUGUGGCGUCGUAUAAUGUCCUUAUUGACUCGCCUCAUCCGCCUCCUACAGAGAGAUAUCCUAUCCUCCUGCGGAGUCUGCUUUCCGACGCCGCAACGGCCGAUAUUCUGAUCCUGCAGGAAGUCUCCGAUAGCUUCGUCUCCUUCCUUCUCCGAGACGAGGCGAUCCGUCUCCGGUACCCCUUCGCUACACAUGGACCCCCCGAUCAAGCUGAGAUCGGUCCGUUGAACAGCUUGCGAAAUAUUGUCGUUCUCAGCCGCUGGCGAUUCCAAUGGGAAUGGCUGCCGUUUGAGAGAAGACAUAAAGGCGCCGUGGUACUGCAACUGGAAAACUGGGGGACCUUCCACGACUCCAAAUUCUGCCCUCUCGUGGUAACGGGAGUCCAUCUGACCUGUGGUCUCGCCGAUGGUUCCAUCAUGGCGAAACGGUCCCAACUCCAGACGAUUCUCAAGCAUCUGUCCAGGAACUAUCCCAACAGCCACUGGGUGGUGGCGGGGGAUUUCAACAUCACCACCUCGUCGUACACGAUCGAGAGCGCGCUGAAGCGCAAGUCGAUCUCCGUGUCAGCCGCGUCGGUUUUGUCCUCGCUGGAUGGCAUGUUUUCCGAGGUUGGUCUGUCUGAUUGCUACUUCGCCGGACGUGCCAGCGGCACCGCUAGCAGUAGUCUGGGGAAGCUCCGGGACAAGGUGCCUGAUUUUGGAGAGCUAUAUGAAGGCGAAGAGGGUGCCACGUUUGAUCCGACUGCGAACGAGCUCGCAGCACAAAUCGCCGGACAAAGCUUCCACAGUCGGCCACAGCGAUACGAUCGAAUUCUUGUGCGAUGCGAUGGAUUCCAAGUUCUGUCGUUUAACUUAUUUGGGUUCCCCAGCGGGGAUGCAGACCAGCUUGCCAGCGAUCACUGGGGGGUUCGAGCGACCUUCCAGCUGGAUCAUCCCGCGACCGGGGAUGAUUGCAUAGGGGAAGAAGCGUCAAUUGAUAUUGCAAAGGCUCCGUCGAGUCUCGGAGGCGUGGAAGGCUUGAAGACAUGUCUGAAGGAGUGGGAGGCCUUCCCAUCCGAUACCGAGAUUGCACAGCGGAAAGAUAUCUUCGAGAUGAUCCACGAGCUGGUGAACCAGCGCGACACCAAUCUGCCAGCGGACAUGCGGUGGAAUCUGAAGUUUGUGGUUGUCCCGGUGGGAUCCUAUGGAUUGGGCGUGUGGAAUCGCUCGUCGGACAUGGAUAUUCUCGUCCUCGGACAGGUGAACCCGCGAACGUUCUUCACUCUGAUGAUGGCAAAGCUGCGACGCGCCCCAGAUGGCGAAGUGCAGCUUCUCCGAAAGGUCAAGGCAGCGUCUGGAACGAUGUUGGAGUUGAGGGUUUGUGGUGUGCGCCUUGAUCUGCAGUAUUGUGCUGCCACUCGCGUAGUGGAAAGCUGGCCGCAAGCCUUGGAACUCCCCGUCGACGAUUCGACCUUCCACCUCCCAAUGCAGUCAUUACUCAAACUCAACUCACUGCGCGACAUGCACUAUCUGCAACGCACGAUCCCCGACCUUGCUUCAUUCCGACUUGCCUAUCGAAUGAUCAAGAUCUGGGCACAGCGACGCGGCAUCUACUCCUCCAAGCUGGGGUAUCUGGGAGGAAUGCACAUAGCGCUACUUCUGUCACGAAUCUGCAAGCUCUCCUUCCGUCAGACGGGUACCAUAUCCGCCGUGGACAUGGUAUCCACGUUUUUCAAGCACUAUGCACGAUUCGACUGGACGCAGGAUAUCAUCUACGACCCCGGUUUCUAUCUAUCCGUCCCGCGAUACUUCCGAUCAGCUCGGGAGCCAUUGGUGAUUCUAACCCAGCAUGCACCCAAGGUGAACGUUGCGCGUGCGGCGUCUCAAUUGUCGACUAGGACGCUGGAGCAAGAGUUUCAACGGGCUGAUCAACUUUUCUCAAUGCCCGAUGUGACGUGGGACCGGGUGGCUGGCGCGGUGGAAGGGUCCAGCGGGGAAGAGGAUUUCCUCCGGUCGUAUCGCAGCUACGCUAAGGUGGAUGUGCAGUACUGGGGUGCCGCGACAAAGGGUAGGAUGCUUGUCGGGUGGGUGGAAUGGCGAUGUGUGUCUCUUCUUGUUGACAUCCAUCGAAAAUUCUCUGAUAUCCACGCUCGGAUCUGGCCGUCUCGGUUCACGAACAUGGAGGAGGACGAGACGACGAAAGAGUACCAAGGGUGCUAUCUGAUCGGUCUGAGCAGAACCACAAACCCGACCACACCGAUGAGUGAGGCCGAGCGACAAUCAGCACAGAUAUCCCUCCUGGCAGUUCUAAAUGCAUUUGCGGAUCAGAUCCGCAGCGACGAGAACUACUUCGACCGGUCAUCCAGUUGGGUCGACGUCAGUCUCGUCCAGCCGGGUUCACUGAAAGGUCUACGGGUGGAUAAUUUCGACUGGGGCGGGACAUACGAAGACAUGGGGUUGGAUGAUUCGGACGAUGAGGAGAUCGACCUUGAAGACGACAAUUUGGAUGAGGGUGAAUCGCAUCCCCGUCGACGCAACAUCUCUGGUCGUGGUGCUCGCGGGGUCGCGAUGCCCGAGGGGGUGAAGUUGCGGUCUGCCAACGACGUACUCAAUCGACUCCGGUGGGAUGCAGAGCUGGAUAUGGAGGAUUACAUCGUUGGAUAUGAUGAUCGGUUCCUGGGGGAGAGGGAGAUGCCCGUGGGACAGUGGAAGGCGGAGUUGACGGACGAAGCUUUUAUUCCUAUGCAUCGGAUUCUGUAUUUCAAGAGGAAGAGUGAUGGAGUGAGGGUGUGGGAUCGAGAGACGCGGAGGGAUUUAAUUUUUGGGAGCGGUCUUAGUCUAUGA
Aspergillus tanneri is the source of this 3585-nucleotide messenger RNA. RefSeq lists its product as uncharacterized. The transcript has 3 exons. Lineage: Eukaryota; Fungi; Ascomycota; Eurotiomycetes; Eurotiales; Aspergillaceae. Gene Ontology annotation, cellular component: nucleus. Gene Ontology annotation, molecular function: poly(A) RNA polymerase activity; RNA binding. The record is from RefSeq and is a predicted model, not a curated record. The coding region runs from base 1 to 3585 and encodes 1194 amino acids.